GCUCCGCUCUAAGGUCACUCGUUCAAGGCAAAAGAAGGUUUUUGGCUGUUUUGUGCAUUAAAACUUCUUUUCCUCGUUUGCAAAAUGCUGUGAGAGUUGUGUGCACCACAGUUGGGGAGACUCUGACGGCCUUUUUCCUCCGACUCGCCACUUCUCUCUUUGAACCGACCGUGGUUAUAUCUGGACUCAGCGGAGAUGUGGAUGCUGAAGAGUUUGAACACUUGAACUUGCUGAAGUAUAAAUGUGUCUCUGCUCAGUUUGUGUGUGUUUGUGUCCUAAUGAUGUGCACUCCUAUAGGAGCAAUCAGGGAUGAAAUGGCUCUUUCACUGCCCUAAACCAUUGCAGUCAAAUCUAACUCCCACUUGAUGAGAGUGGUUGUAAUGGGAAGCUCGCUAAUCCAGCAGAUGCUUCCAAAACCAGUAUCAUCUAUGUUGUGUUGUUACACACAAAUCUUCAAAGUGCCCGAAAUCAAUUCAAAGCAACUCCUCUUGUUUUUUUAAUUAUUAUGCUGUUUUUAAGUUUCUGGUUUGACAUGAAAUAAUAAUCGUUAUUCAUGUGGAGCAGCUCAUGACCAAUUACUUUAAUUUUAACAUUAUGUGCUUUACUGUGUAUCUCCAACAGCUAAUUUAUACAUGAAGAGCUUUUAGUUUUGGCAGGUCAGAUGAUCAAUCAGUUUAUGUGAUGAAAUGAUGUCUGUGAAGAACUUGUCAUCCACUCACCCAGCACUCUGAUAGGACGCCUAGCUCCAGGUCGAGCCUCCGUCCUUUGUGCGAUUGUUGACAUGAAGCAUUUACGCACAUUUGUUUGUUGUACGUUCAUGCUGGGAAUCUAAAGUAUUCUCCCACACCCUGAAUUUGUUGAUUCAGAUGAGGUGACUGGAGCCUUGCACUGACAUAAACUUUUCAUUAAACCAGUUUGCGCCGCUAAAGAAACCUGUUCCAUUAGAGAGAGGGAGAGAGAGAGAGAGAGAGAGUUGACGACUGGAAAAUGUUUUUGUUUUCCAGUCUUUAACGCUCUGUGUUGCUGAGCCACUGCUCCCUCAGAUUUAUGUUCUGAACCCAACAUGGUCUUCUGAUGCCUCUGCACAUCCACCUCAAGCCCUUUCCUCUCAACAUGCCUGCAGCGAUGCACCUCACCGUACUGCUGCUGCUGUUUGCCGUGACCGUCUGUGGAGACUCAACCACUUCCGCUACAAGCAAGUCGGUACCACAGUCAACCACAGGUCCUGCAGCCCUCACAAGUUCACAGCAGGUCACCACAAACAUGUCGCCUUCCUCACCACCCUCAACUUCGACACAAACACCCAGUGGGGCUGAGGUAAGCACCACCAGCCGUCAGACUGGGAUGCCAACAACCAACCAGACGUCCACUGGGAUACCACCAACCAACCAGACGUCCACUUGGACACCAGCAGCCAACCAGACGUCCACUAGGAUUCCAACAACCAACCAGACGUCCACUAGGAUUCCAACAACCAACCAGACGUCCACGGGGAUACCAGUAACAAACCAAACAGUUACCAAUGGAUCUACAAUCCCACCAACAUCAGGAUCACCAUACGUCACUGCAAACACCACUGUUAACACAACCAGCUCAGCUCUUUCACCCGUGAAGGGAGAUGGCUUUGCAUCGAACCCCGGCCUCGUCGCCAUCAUCUGCAUCUUCUGUAUCGUCCUCGUCCUCGUGCUGGUGGUUGCCGCCGUGAAAUGCUCCCCAUCAUCAAGAAACAAUUUUGAGAGGCUUGAAGAUGUCCCCAUGGGCAAAGUCAACGAAGGGUCUCCGUUCGCCCACUACUCAAAAUGACAGAAGAGACUUCGGACACGAUGUCCAGGAGGAGAGUGGUCCGCUGUGGGAGUCUGAUUCUACUGAACACAAAGAAAUAUCCACUCCAUCAGUGACUUUAACUUUAGGCACAAAAGAAAAAGACAACUUGUGUGGUUUUCUCUCCCAGGCCCUUUUAUUUCUUUACAAAGCACUUUUGUCUGUGCUUCUGCCAAAGAGUUCUGACCUCUGACCUGUUUGCUUUGCUGCUCAUAUUUCUCCUGAUUUAAGUUUCUGAAGCUUUAUCAGCCUUCUUCAGCCUUAAAGGUAAAAGCUUUUGAUAUAUGUCCCUCUAAGCACUUCCAAUUCAUUAUUGCACUCUUGCAUGUAACAAAGGAUGUUAAGCUGAAAGUAUAUGUAGGUUUCACAAUGAUUUUGGAAACCAAAAGCUUGGUAUGCUCACUCUGCAAAUUCAAAUAACUUUGUUUGUUUAACUGUGACUCAUCUAUUAAAUGUGUAAUUCUGGCCAGUUUUAUUAUUUCUACCUUUAUGUAAUAAAGCUUUACAGAUUCUAGAUAAAACCACUGGUAACAUAGAAGAUCUUCUACAGAAUCAUAUUCAGAGGGCAAAGCCGCUCUUGUUCAUUAAAAUUAAUUUACUUAACCAAUGUCAAACAUAGAGUUUGUUCUGUUGACAAACCGACUUCCACUAGCCAAGAAUAAAAUGUUCUAAUAACUAUGUUCAUGCUCAGUGACUGCACUAAAUACGCUCUUUUUUUCCUUUUGCCCCGGCUUCCUCUGUGUGCAUUUAACGAUCAGAUGUAAUGUACAUAACCAUGAUGUUUUCAAUGAAAUUAAAUGAAUAUUUCCAGAACACAAA
Pleuronectes platessa (European plaice) is the source of this 2640-nucleotide messenger RNA. RefSeq names its product integumentary mucin A.1. NCBI's taxonomy places the organism in Eukaryota, Metazoa, Chordata, Actinopteri, Pleuronectiformes, Pleuronectidae. The coding region runs from base 1075 to 1803 and encodes 242 amino acids. The transcript has 5 exons. The record is from RefSeq and is a predicted model, not a curated record.